AUGACUGCUUUUCAUCUAUCGUUCACGUCUUCAUCCUCAUCACUCGCCAUCUGGCCAAGACGCCUUCAAGACCUCUUGUCGUCCCUCGCCGGUACUGCCCUCAUACCAGCAGAUUGCGACCGCUUCACGUCACAGUCCACGCGACAAACGCGCAACCCGCAUCGUCGCACGCAAAGGAGCACUCCUGCGAAAUAUAGGCUUCGCUCUCCCAACCUCAUUCCUGAGGAGAUAAGCAACGUCAUCUACACGAGCUCAGAUUCGCUCCAUCCCACGAUCAAUACCGGCUUUAUGCCGUCCAUUCGAGUACAAGACAAGACUCUUCCCAGCGCCUUCGAAGAGGACGAGUCGUCAUCUGGGCGCCGGCUCCUCCGAAAACGCAUCCCCAGGACCGGCAGAACUUGUCGAUCUCCACCACUUGAUGCCACCCACGGAAGGUGGCAGGCGCCUCUCCGCGGAACUGCGAGCCGCGAUGAGAAGAAGGUCCUGGAAGUGGUGAAAGAUCUCUCCCAACGGAAGCGCGAGACAUCACGCCUCAACAGCCUGGCUGACGUUGUGCCAUACAUCAAGAGCUCGUACCAUGCUGGAGGAGUUCUAGCCCACGCCGUCGGCAGAGGAUCCAACAGUCGAUACGACGUAGUACUACGUCGACAGGAAGAAGCGCGCAUCGAUCAAGUACAAGUGCACAUGGAAGAGGACGCUUUGCAGCACAAGAUGCCUGACAGGCAGCGGGGAGGAAUCGGGACAUUGCUGCGAUCUCAACGACCUCCAGUGCCGCGUUUUCACAUAUCAGGAGUUCGGGGACCUGUUGGGUUUGGUAGUGCGGAUGACGUCUUGGGGCGAGGGCCUUUCUCCACCGAAGAGCAGGGAGAACCGGAGGCGUCAAUAUUUGGCCGGUUGCCAGCAACCCAUCGGCGUGUUCGAACUUGA
Molecule: messenger RNA, 927 nt
Organism: Zasmidium cellare ATCC 36951
Lineage: Eukaryota; Fungi; Ascomycota; Dothideomycetes; Mycosphaerellales; Mycosphaerellaceae
Exons: 3
Coding region: 1-927 (308 amino acids)
Source: RefSeq, a predicted model, not a curated record